GAGUGCACCUGCCACCACACCCCACCCGCCUUCCCGUGCAGUCAUCACGAACUAUGCCUUCUACCGUUCUGGGAAAGAGAACUCGCAGCGCAGCUCGCGCAGAAGACGCAAAGCGCAAUGUCACAACGCGCGCAAAACGACGAGAACAGUUUGUGAUCCUCGAUGAAGCGGAGAAGGAGAACCCAUUUGUCACACCGAAGAAGGCGAUUCUGCAAGAUGAUGAUCCAAUGGACGUGGAUGAGCUGGCGGAGGAGGAGCAACCAUUGGCAAAACGCGGAAGAAAGGCAGGCACGACACCUGCGAAGCAUGGCGCGCCUGCAUCACGUCUUCCUCUGUCGCCUACAAAGACGUCGCCCUCGAAAGCACCAGAGAAGAUCGCCUUCACCCCCUCAACACCACGACACCGAGACGCGUUCGCCAGCAAAGUUGCCGUCACACCAAGACACCGACUCAUUCUCGCUGGACGACCACCAUUGACACCUCGAUCGCCACACACAUUGGGUACCCCUCGACACACCGCUCCCACAGUCUACAAUGAAGCCCGCCAGCUAUUCUCCAGAGGCUCCGCGCCUACAGUGUUAUUCGGCCGAGAAGAAGAAAAGAAAGAGCUGCAAGGUUUCAUCUCGACGCGCACAAAGAACAAGAAGUCUGGAUGUAUAUACGUCUCCGGCCCGCCAGGCACUGGCAAGAGCGCAUUCGUAGCCGACAUCUGCCGCACAGUCGCAACCAAUGGCACAGUCGAGACGGGCUAUAUCAACUGUAUGAGCGUCAAGAACGCCACAGAUCUGUAUAGGACACUUCUGGAGGAGUUUGUGGAUAUCACCGAGGUCACUGAGGGCACGGAGAUGGACACAUUGAACGGUCUCUUCAUGCAACGCCAAACGCCGUAUGUUGUUACAUUGGACGAAGUGGACCAUCUCAUGGAGCUCGACAUCGACCUUCUGUACAAUAUCUUCGAAUGGUCGCUCCAGAAAACCUCUAGCCUUGUCCUCGUUGGCAUUGCGAAUGCGCUCGACUUUACGGAUCGGUUCCUUCCUCGACUCAAGGCCCGCGGUCUGAAGCCUCAUUUACUCCCCUUCCUCCCGUACACCGCGCAACAGAUUUCUUCUGUCAUCACAUCAAAACUCAAGACGCUCCUUCCGGCUGGUUCGAGUCAGCUCCCCUUCAUCCAUCCAACAGCCAUCAUGUUCCUCUCGAAGAAGGUUGCGGCGCAAUCCGGUGAUCUGCGCAAGGCCUUCGAUAUUUGCCGACGAGCGAUUGAUCUCAUUGAAGCCGACACGCGGGACCAGCAUGCUAAAAAGGCCGUUGAAAUUACACCGUCUCCCACACCCUCGCCGUCAAAGACGCCACUAGUCGAGAACAACAAUCUCUCAUCAUUCGCACUGCUACGAUCGCCCUCCAAAUCGAAGCCUCAAAAUGCACUUACGACUUCGCUCGCCCAACUCACUGUCGACACCGCUCCUCGAGCAACCAUUGCACAUAUGGCGAAAAUCACAGCAGCAGUGUUCAGCAAUGGUACAAGUCAGCGCCUCCAGAACCUCAACCUCCAGCAAAAGGCAGUCCUCUGCUCGCUUUCGGCCAUGGAGAAGAAGAAGCGCGCCUCGGCCGCAGACAAUGUCCUGUCAACACCUUCAAGAUCUCACAAUACUGCACCUACUAUCAAAGAGCUCUUCGAGGCUUAUACCGCUCUGUGCAAGCGCGAGAACAUCUUACAUCCGCUCACGAGUACCGAGUUUCGCGACAUCGUCGGCAGCCUGGAGACUCUCUCUCUUAUCUCGGCAGUAGAAGGCAAGGCAGGGUCGUUGGUCGUUGCGGCUGGUACACCCAGCAGAAGGGGCCGGGGCGGCUUUCCUGGUAUUGUUGUCGAAGAUCGUCGCGUUGCGAGUGUUGUGGGUAAUCAAGAGCUUGGAGCUGCUCUUGCGGGUCCCGGUAGUGGGAUUUUAAGGGGCAUUUUGGAGGGUGAUGAGUAGGAAGAUAGUUUUUUGGAUUGAUCGUGUAACAUGGCAGGUACCAUUGUGCGUGGAACUUGGUGUUUGGAUAGGUGGGUAAAGAAGGUGUACAUCAUACAUGGAGUGCAGGAAUAGCGUUUGGAUUUCCAUUGAUCUUUGCAUAGCGUGGGGCGUUCAGAAGAUUAUGCCGAGGUUUUGGAUACUGAGACUCGACGGCUUAGAUAGCAUAGCAUGGCGCCUUUUCUGACUGUAGAACAGAGAAGUCGAAUGAAUUC
This is a messenger RNA of Dothidotthia symphoricarpi CBS 119687, 2224 nucleotides long. Its product is annotated as cell division control protein Cdc6. Gene Ontology annotation, biological process: cell division; mitotic DNA replication checkpoint signaling; DNA replication initiation. NCBI's taxonomy places the organism in Eukaryota, Fungi, Ascomycota, Dothideomycetes, Pleosporales, Dothidotthiaceae. Bases 54 to 1970 code for a protein of 638 amino acids. The transcript has 2 exons. Gene Ontology annotation, cellular component: nucleus. Gene Ontology annotation, molecular function: DNA replication origin binding. The record is from RefSeq and is a predicted model, not a curated record.